Molecule: messenger RNA, 898 nt
Organism: Penaeus monodon (black tiger shrimp)
Lineage: Eukaryota; Metazoa; Arthropoda; Malacostraca; Decapoda; Penaeidae
Exons: 5
Coding region: 1-789 (262 amino acids)
Source: RefSeq, a predicted model, not a curated record
AUGCCGGUAAAGGAGCCACAGUAUAACGACCUCGUGAUGGAAGACGAAUUAGAGGAGAGAAUCCGAGUAGCCUACAACUACAUCUUCCUCCUGUAUUGUGACUCAGACAAGAGAGUCCUUCCUAAUGGGGGCUACUGCCUCAACGAACAGAACAUCCUAGACCGGUGGAAUUCCUUGUGGGACGGAGAGAUGUGCGCCUCGUUGGAAAAGCUCUUCGGCGGGUCGUCUGUUCUGGACAUGGGGGCAGGGAGAGCCCAUUACGGUCGAUGUUUCCUCCGGGCGAAGGAGAACAUCAUAAGAACAAAGAACAAGAACGAGGUCGAACGAAUGAACCGCAUGUAUACAGAGCAGAUGCAAAAGGGGGGUCUUCUGGAUAAGCCUCAGGUGGUUAAGUCCUGGACAGGCUACGACGGCGCCCUUAACAUAGAAGAUAUCACGGGCGGCUUCGUGCACUACGCCGAUAUAUCCCAGCCUGUUCACUUCGGCAAGAAAUACGACUGGGUGUUGAGCCUCGAAGUGGGUGAACACAUCCCGAAGAAAUAUGAGGCGAAUUAUGUUGAUAAUCUGGUUAGACAUGCGUGUAAAGGCAUUGUUGUAAGCUGGGCUGUGAUUGGUCAAGCGGGUCAUCACCAUAUCAACAACCAGCCAAUGACGUACGUUCAAGGUCUGUUUGAAUCUCGCGGGCUUUUGGUCGACGAAAAAGCGCAAGAAAAACUGAGAGAGAAUUCGCAACUGAGACAUUAUAAACACGUUUUUGUUUUUAGAGUUCCCCGCGAGAGAGCUUGCUGAAGUAGUUCUUAGAUUUUAUUAAAUGGAUGUAUUAACUUCGUAGUUUCCAUCAAAAAGAUAGCUUUGUAUUUGUUUCGCGUGUUUUACCCUAAUAAAGGAAUGAAGUGAC